AGGAGGUGGACGAGGUGGACAAGGAGGGGGACGAGGUGGUGUACAAGGUGUACAAGGUGGACAAGGAGGUGGACGAGGUGGACGAGGUGGACGAGGUGGAGGAGCGAGUUUUUCGCUUCUCGCCGUGCUCAGCGCUGGACGUGACUUUGCAGCCUUCGGCCGAGAUGACGGAGCGUCUCAUUCAGUGGUCCAUGCACGGACGCCUCGUCCGGCAGACCUUCACUUUCGAGCGGCCAUUCCAGCCACACCUGAAGGACUCCUUCGUGCUGGCCUUCCUCAAGGACCCUGCGGUGACUUCCAGUCUCAGAGUGGUCCCACCCAGGGGGCCUUGGGUGGGACUGGGCCCCGUGCACAGCGUGUCUGUGCGCCCCGUGCCCUGCUCCCAGCUCUCGAUGUCGUUCUUCGACCGCCUGACCACGUGCGGUGUGGCCCGUGGCGGGGGCCACCUCGUCAAGCGCCCCGACGAGGUGCUCGGAGGCUUCCUCGUCGCCGACCGACUGCGCAAGCUGCUGCUGGCCGGUGGCGACGGCGUGGAGGUGGACGAGGGUGACGAGGAGGAUGAUGAGGAGGAGGAUGAGGAUGAGGAGGAGGAUGAGGAGGAUGAGGAUGAGGAGGAGCGCUUCAAGGAGGUGUACAGCCCCGCGGAGCGCGACGAGUUCCUCUUCCGCCUCUUUGCCCACGUGUGCCUGGGCGGCGAGCUUUGCCAGUACGAGGAGGAGCUGGGGCCCUACCUCGCCGUGACCCGCCAACUCUACAAGCAGCUACUCAGCGUCCACAAAGACCCCCGAUCAGGACAGCUGCGCAUCACAUCCCAUGUCUACAAGAUAUCAGCCUUCGAUGAGCAGGGCCGGUGCGUCUACCCCGGCGCCACUCCUCACCCCCAGACGUUCAGCUACCUGGUGGUGGACCCUGGCCGGAGAGUCCUUCACUUGCUCCACCACUCGUACGGAGUCAACCUUCACUAGCACACAGAGAGUCACCCUCCUACACACACACAGAGUCACUCUCCUACACACACACAGAGUCACCCUCCUA
Molecule: messenger RNA, 1035 nt
Organism: Petromyzon marinus (sea lamprey)
Lineage: Eukaryota; Metazoa; Chordata; Hyperoartia; Petromyzontiformes; Petromyzontidae
Source: RefSeq, a predicted model, not a curated record